AGGACCGAGGUUGAAGGAGAAAAUGGAGUUGCAGAGGGGACUGCCUCUUCUUGCACAGCAAUUCAAAGCGCUCUUCGCCAAGAACCUGCUCCUCUCAUGGCGGCAGAAGCGUUCCACGUUUCUACAGCUCUUCUCGUCGCUCUUCUUCAUCUUCCUCAUCUUCUGCAUCCAGAAGGCGAUCGAGGCUCGCUACGCCUCCACCACCACAUUCGACAACCUCUUCGACCCCGAGCCGCUCUCCAACCCUCCGAUUCCGCCAUGCGAGGAUAAGUUCUACAUCAAGCUCCCCUGCUUCGACUUCGUCUGGAGCGGCAACGGUAGCGCCACAAUCCGAUCCAUUGUGAGCCGAAUUUUGGCCAAUAAUCCUGGCGGUCCAAUUCCUACAAACAAGGUUCAAUCUUUUAGAACAAGAAGUGAAGUGGAUGAAUGGCUUUUCAGCAAUCCUAUGAGGUGCCCUGGAGCUCUUCAUUUUAUAGAGAGAAAUGCCAGUGUAAUAAGCUAUGGUUUACAGACUAAUUCUACUCCUGUUUCAAGACGAGGACAUUUUGAAGAUCCCACAUUUAAAUUCCAAAUUCCUCUUCAAGUUGCGGCUGAACGUGAAAUUGCAAGAUCUCUUAUUGGAGAUCCAAACUUUAGCUGGGUUGUCAAUCUGAAGGAAUUUGCUCACCCUGCACUGGAGAUUUUUUCUGCCGUGGGUUCAGUAGGACCAACCUUCUUCCUUGCAAUUGCUAUGUUUGGUUUUGUCUUUCAAAUUAGUUCUUUGGUCACAGAGAAAGAACUCAAACUUCGCCAGGCAAUGGCUAUUAUGGGUCUUUAUGAUACUGCCUAUUGGUUUUCUUGGCUCACAUGGGAAGGAAUUAUCACUCUUCUCUCGUCACUUCUUACAGUUCUCUUUGGAAUGAUGUUUCAAUUUGAUUUUUUCUUGAACAACAGUUUUGCAGUUGUAUUUCUUCUUUUCGUUCUUUUCCAGUUUAAUAUGAUUGGUUUUGCCUUCAUGCUGUCAACCUUCAUUAGCAAGUCAUCUUCAUCUACUACUGUGGGUUUCUCCAUAUUUAUUAUUGGUUUUCUAACUCAGCUUGUUACACAAUUUGGAUUUCCAUACAGUUCUAGUUUCUCUAGUACAUAUCGCGUCAUCUGGUCAUUCUUCCCACCAAACCUUCUUGCCGAAGGUCUUCAAUUGCUGUCUGAUGCAACAGCCACCCCUCAAGAUCCUGGAAUCAGUUGGAAAAGAAGAGGGAAAUGUGCACCAAAUGAUACCGAGUGUGUGAUUUCAUUGAAUGAUAUUUAUAUAUGGCUCAUGUCAACAUUCAUUCUGUGGUUUGUUUUGGCAAUCUACUUUGACAAUAUUACCCCAAACACAUCGGGCGUGAGAAAAUCAGUUUUUUACUUUCUAAACCCUGGAUAUUGGACAGGGAAAGGUGGAGACAAGGUGGCAGAGGGUGGCAUUUGUAGUUGCAUAAGUUCAGUUCCCACACUAGAAAAUAUUACUUCAGAUGACGGAGAUGUACUUGAAGAAGAAAAUAUUGUGAAACAAGAAGCAAUGGAAGAUGUAGUUGAUCCAAACAUUGCUGUUCAAAUACGUGGUCUUGUAAAGAUAUAUCCUGGUGCGACAAAGAUUGGUUGUUGUAAAUGUAAGAAGACCUCACAUUAUCAUGCUCUUAAGGGGUUGUGGGUGAACUUUGCUAAAGACCAGCUAUUUUGUCUUCUUGGGCCCAAUGGAGCUGGAAAAACCACUGUAAUUAAUUGUUUGACUGGAGUAACACCUAUAACUGCUGGAGAUGCAUUAGUAUAUGGAUAUUCCAUCCGGAGCUCUGUUGGCAUGUCAAAUAUUCGAAGAACCAUAGGAGUCUGUCCACAGUUCGAUAUUCUUUGGGAUGCACUGUCUGGCCAAGAGCACCUCCACCUAUUUGCAAGUAUUAAAGGCCUUCCUCCAGCUUCAAUUGAAUCGGUUGCACAGAAAUCAUUAGCAGAAGUGAGGCUUACUGAGGCAGCUAAAAUAAGAGCUGGUAGUUACAGUGGAGGAAUGAAACGCCGGCUGAGUGUUGCAAUUGCUCUUAUUGGUGACCCGAAGUUAGUCAUAUUGGAUGAACCAGUAUGCAGAUUAGAUAUUCAUCCUUCAUAUAGGUUCACUCACUCCAUUUGCUCAUCAGAGGUUCUGUUUAAUUUGCAGACAACUGGUAUGGAUCCAAUCACUCGGAGGCAUGUUUGGGACAUAAUUGAGGAUGCAAAAAAAGGGCGGGCCAUAAUACUAACUACCCAUUCAAUGGAGGAGGCUGAUAUUUUGAGUGACCGCAUAGGAAUCAUGGCAAAGGGUAGGCUUCGCUGUAUUGGAACAUCAAUCAGGUUGAAGUCACGGUUUGGAACUGGUUUUAUUGCAAAUAUAAGCUUCUCUGGAGGGGUUAAUGGAACUCCUGUCAGAGGGGAAGAAGUUACCACCAUGCAUCAUGAGGCUGUGAAACAGUUCUUUAAAAGUCAUUUGGAUGUUGUGCCAAAAGAGGAGAACAAGUCAUUCAUGACAUAUGUUAUUCCCCAUGACAAGGAGAAGCUAUUGACGAAUUUCUUUGCGGAGCUUCAAGAUAGAGAAGGAGAAUUUGGCAUAGCAGACAUACAACUUGGUCUUACUACUCUGGAAGAAGUUUUUCUAAAUAUCGCAAAGCAGGCAGAGCUGGAAAGUGCUGCAGCUGAUGGGAGCUUGGCAACUCUGACCUUGACUUCAGGAACUGAAGUUCAGAUACCAGUAGGAGCCAGGUUCAUUGGGAUUCCUGGAACAGAGACUGCAGAGAAUCCUAGAGGUGUUAUGGUUGAAGUAUACUGGGAGCAAGAUGACUCUGGUGCCCUCUGCAUCUCUGGCCACUCGCCUGAAACUCCAGUACCUCCUCAUGUUCAACUAACGGCUUCUUCAACGACCACUCCCCACCGAAAUAUAUUAGGCCGGGCAGGAUCGGUUCAAGGAAUUGUGAUCAAUCCUGAUCAAGUCACUCAAUGAUACCCUUCCUCUGAGACAUCACAUAGGUAUGUUGUGCCUAGACUUUGUAAAUGAAGUUUGCAAUGUGUGUCUAUUAUCAUUCAUUUUGGCUUUUUAGCACUAUUGGUCCUGUAAAAGUAUUUCCGUACAUUACAUGAACUCUUUAAACUAUUAAUUGCAACAAUUAAAUCUUCACAA
Diospyros lotus (date-plum) is the source of this 3163-nucleotide messenger RNA. Its product is annotated as ABC transporter A family member 2. Gene Ontology annotation, biological process: lipid transport; transmembrane transport. Gene Ontology annotation, molecular function: lipid carrier activity; ABC-type transporter activity; ATP binding. The record is from RefSeq and is a predicted model, not a curated record. NCBI's taxonomy places the organism in Eukaryota, Viridiplantae, Streptophyta, Magnoliopsida, Ericales, Ebenaceae. Gene Ontology annotation, cellular component: membrane; intracellular membrane-bounded organelle. The transcript is spliced from 15 exons. Bases 23 to 2986 code for a protein of 987 amino acids.